AAAAAAAAAGGAAAACUCAAGUGACUCCGAAUAAUAAUAAUAAGGCUGCCUUGUUUAUCCAACGAAGGGGGGUUGGACAUAGGCUGAAUUCUACCGAACUUUUCUAAAUUUCCCAUUCUCUCCCCCGACUUAACUUUGUAUCCACACUACUGCUUCAUUCUCACCGAUCCAAGGUCAGCGUCAGUGACCGCCCACGGGAACUGGCAACGCGGCAACAAACCUCCGUGGACCCCGGCUGGUUUUUUUAUUUUUUCUAACAUGGGAGAUUGAGUCACUGGCUGAAUACACGACGGACCACCACAGACUGUAUCAGUGCUGAUGGAAGAAGCCUCAGCAACAAAGGAGUGAAAUAGCCCGAAAAAGUCAAGUUUAUGAGCGAUACACGCAGUGACACCAUGUUGGGAAACCCAGGGUCUUAUGCGAACAAGAAGAGGAAGAAGCCCGUUCUCAAACAAAAGAAGCAGCCUGAGAGAAAUGAAGUUGUUAAAUCAAACCCCUCGAAGCGCCACCGGGAUCGGCUGAAUGGGGAGUUGGACCGGUUGACGGAGCUCCUGCCGUUCAACGGGGAGAUCCGCUCUCGUCUGGACAAACUGUCGGUCCUUCGCCUCAGCGUAGGGUACCUGAGGGUCAAGAGCUACUUCAAAGCGACCAUAAAGAGCAGCAACAACAGUCUGACGUUUCCCGGAGUCAACGGGCAGAAUGGGAACAGCAUGGACGCCUGCAGCUUCUCUGAGGGAGACCUGCUGCUCCAGGCGCUGAACGGGUUUGUGAUUGUGGUCACGUCAGAUGGAUCCGUGUUUUACGUCUCCUCCACAAUUAAGGACUACCUGGGCUUUCAUCAGUCGGAUGUGGUCCAUCAGAGUGUGUUUGAGCUCAUCCACACUGAUGACCGGUCCUUGUUCAGACAGCAGCUUCACUUUGCCCUGAACCCCCCCACUGCUGCUGCGGGUGGAGAUGUCAUGCAGAACUGUGGGAGUACGGUGAUGUACAAUCCUGAGCAGCUUCCCCCGGAGAACUCGUCCUUCCUGGAGAGGAGCUUCGUGUGUCGCUUCCGCUGCCUGCUGGACAACUCCUCUGGCUUUCUGGCUCUCAAGUUCCAGGGGCGACUGAAGUACCUCCACGGCCAGAGGGUGUUGAGGGACAACGGGAACAGUAGCAAACCUCAGCUGGCUCUCUUCUCCAUCGCCAUGCCCGUCCAGCCCCCUACCAUCGUGGAGAUCAGAUCCAAAAUGCUCCUCUUUCAAACCAAACACAAGCUGGACUUCACACCCACAGGUGUUGAUAGCAGGGGGAAGAUUGUUCUGGGUUAUUCAGAGACUGAACUGUGUAUGAAAGGCUCCGGCUACCAAUUCAUCCACGCUGCUGACAUGUUGUACUGCGCCAACAACCACAUCCGCAUGAUUAAAACGGGGGAGAGCGGUAUGACUGUCUUCAGGCUCCUCAGUAAGUCCAGUGGCUGGGUGUGGGUGAAGGCCAACGCCAAGCUGAUCUUCAAAAACGGAAGACCUGAUUUCAUCAUCGCAGAGCAGACAGCUUUAGUCAACGCCGAGGGGGAGGAGUAUCUGCGUCAGAGGGCCCUGCAGCUUCCCUUCAGCUGCACCACAGGAGAGGGCGUCCUCUACAACACCGGCCCGACGGUGGACCUGGCACAGUUUCAGUUCAAUAAAAAGUUCAGUAGCAUCAACGACAUGAGCCAGGACGUUCCCCCCGGCUCUUUGGUGGACUGCUUCCUGAAGCAGGAUGAGUCGGCCUACUUGCCAGCUGUGGAAACUCAGUUACCUGUGGAUCAGGUGUUCAUGGACAGCGAGGCUCUGAUCAACGUGGGUAACUCCUGGCAGGAGAGUGGAGCUACAGGCACAACGGAGUCUGUGGUGGUGAAAGAGGAAGCCAAGCAGUCAGUGAUGGCCGUCUUUGACAACCUGGGCAAGUUAACUCAAGACGGGGACUUUUGUGCAGCGCUGCAGGAUCUGGACGUGGAUGAUUCAGAGCUGAUGGACUGGGAAAAUGCCCUCAAGAGAAUAAAUCAGGAUGAGGAUCAGCGAAACAACGUCAAGUCCGAUCUGGACAGCAUCCUCACUAAUGACAUUUUUGACUACAUUGAUAGUGUUUUGUUCAAAGAGAAGGAAAAAGAUCUGAGCGCAAGCCCGCCCAGCUGCCUGACAGCAGCCAGCAACAAUCAGCAGGACCGUUUCAGUGCCCAGCUGUCAGCCGCUGCACUUGGGGAGCAGCAGUUGUUUCAGACGCUGAGCCCUGAACUGAAUUACUCUCCAAUGAAUGGACUCUACGCUCACCAGCAGGAAUCACUGAACGGCCCAGUGAUUGCAGAGUCUGCUCAGAUAUUCAGCAGCACCCAGAAACUCUCUCACAACGGUCCCCUGAACACUCAGGCCGACACCAACCUGCUCCCUCUUCAGCAGCUGCAGCUCCAAGACAUUUUCAGCCCGUCUAUAGAGCUCCCAGAGCUCACUGUCCCCAACAGCAUCGCUGGAGUCGCCUCAGCCCCGUUUCAAUCCUGUGGGCAGGCGUCUAACAACCACAUGGGCGUCUCUCGUGGGAUUUCUGCACCGACGCAGUCCGGCCAGUUUCUGCUGCAUCCGCAAAACAAUGUGCAAGCUCCUGCAAUGGCAGCUAACGGACAGUUACUGCAGAGCUCUGUUCAACAGCCAAACCACAUGGCAGCCGUUGUUAUGGACGUUUUGCCAGCCCUGAUUCCUUGCAUUGACUUUAUUUCCGCUAACACGUCUAAUAUUCCCCUUCCUUUUGCCGCAACUCUCCUGCAAGGAAGCGCGUCUUUUGAGCCGCACAACCCCCAGGUGCAGCCGUGGCCUCAGAGCCAGCAGCAGAAGCUGCCUCACUCCGGCAUCAUGCAGAACGGACACAAACUGAUGCCAGUGUGCAACAGCCAACCUACGGAAAGCCAAACAUUCCCGCGUGCCGGCCUCUGGCCAAGGAGCGUCCCCGGACUGAACCACGCUCAGCAGACAGGGCUGACGUGUGGCCAGGCAGCCACUCACAGCAGCUGCUUGUUCGACCAGCACUUUUCUUCCGGGCCAGCAGGAGGCGACGUCCUGGCUUUCUCUGGCACUGCAGGCCUGAGGGGGGCUGACCCGUCUCUGGAUCAGAGUCCUCUUCAAGGGUCCUGCUACUUCCAGUGGAGCCACAGCGAGCCGGUGAUGGGAACGUCCGCUAUCAACCAGGAGAACGCCGACAUCAGCCCUCUGACAGCCCCGCCGAUCAUCCCCUCCUCAGAACACACACUCAACAUUCCUCACUACCUGGAAUGCCACAGACACACACAGGAUGAGAGAAUCUCCGCUGAACUCAAUGAGAUGUUUACCACUCCUGCCCGUGAUGUAGCCAUGUACCUGACAGAGUAAAGUCAAGCCACCGUGUUUUGUCUUUGGCAAAAAUGAAAUCCCGGAGAAGGACAAAUCUCAGUAUAUAGUUCGCCUGUAUCAGUGCUUAUCCACAGACUCUCGUGCUUAUCGAUAUUGCCAUAAUGUUUUAUAUAACUCUGUAUCAUUUAUAUGUUGUCCAGUCUGUGAUGUUUAAAUGUUUGGCUUUCAGUUUUUAGUGAAGAUACACUAUAGUAAUAAUGAAGUAUAAAGCCGCAAGUGCGUUUACCAGGAUGGAGCUUGAGCCAGCUAGGAGGAUUGGUCAAGGAAAUCCAAAGAGCCAAAGAAAUAGGUUUUUAUAAGGGAAGCCGGGCCAGGGACAUCCAUUAUCUCCCAAGUAUAAAUGCCUAAAAAAAAACACAACUGAACAUACUGUUUUGUUUUUUAUCAAAUAUAAUCAUUCUGAACUUUAAUGCUGAUAAAGUUGAGAGUUUUUCUAAAAGACAUCGUCGACAUCUUCGUAGUAAUCAGUGUACAGAAUCACUGAAAGUGACCUACCUGAAAGCACAGCCGUACCUUCAAAUUAAUAUUAUUACAGAUGAAAUAAUCUGUGUAUUUUAAAUGAAACCCUUAACUGUGGUUAUUGCAAGUCUGUAACUAUACUAGUAGUAUUUGUUUCACCAAGAGAUCUCACAACAAUCUCUCAUGUACAUUCUCUGCAUGUGAUUAUCUUUGCAGUAUAAAUGUGCUUUUCUGGAUAAUACGUGUCAGUUAGGGAUGCAUACAUAUCUCAAAUCCCAAAAUGUAAGAGCACCAGUAAACGUGUCAGAAAAAAGCAGAGAAUUCAAGAACUAUUGUGAGCAAUGCAAGUAUUUUCACGUGUUGUUUUAUUUCCAUUUCAGCAACAUAUUAAAAUAAGCAUCGCUGCAGUUGAGUUAAUCUGAAUGCACUGCUGCUAACUGAGACCUAUACUUGUUGGUUAUUUUAAGAAGCAUCUUACUCAUGCAUAUUAAGCAACUGAACUAAAAACAAACUGCAAGUCCUGAGCUUCAAGAAAUCAGUCCAUCAAAAGUCAUCUAACCCCACAUUCCCCCUAACUAUUAUGCAGUGCACUAAUCUCGACAAAAUGCUCGGUGAUUGCAAGAAAGAAAAUAACGUAGUUUCAGGAAAUAUAUGACUAUUACCUUAUGGAGACUCAGCCUGACAUCCCUCAGAGGUGUGCACUUUGUGUAAUAUAUUUUCUAAUUUUCUACAAGUGCAAACAGCUGAUUAGCACAUGCAGUCAACUGACUUCUGCAUUAUGGAGGGUAACGUGAAUCCAUUAUUAAACAAGUUAUUGAUGGACGCCUUUCAAAGACAGUAGAUCAGCCCAUUCCAUGUUGUCCCUACAUUUAAACAAAGCAGGUCCACGGAAAUAAACAACCUAUAACUCUGCAGCAUCCCUCACACAAAAAUACUCUUUUCCAUUCUUCAAUGUCCCGUAGUCCUACAGGGGAUCACCCUAACAUAUAUUCCGCUUCAACCCAAACAUUAAUUUAUAUAGCAAACAGCAUGACCAUAUACACUCUUGUGCCUUCAUGCCGGAUCGGCAGCUUAAAAUAUCUUCAUAUACAUUGAAUAUAUCCGUGCCUUGUUGUAUAAAGCCUCUUCAAAUAAUAAUCCAUUUUUGUUUUUCUAAGGCGAACCUGUAGAGCUGCACUAGUUUAAGGGAAGCCAUGUCCAUAUAGGAGAUGCAGUGUCCUUACUGUAAAUGAAAUGAUUUAUCCUGCAUUGUGCAUUUCAAGGCUCUGAGGAAUUUGUUAGUCCAUUUUCCAUUAUAUAAAAACGUCCUAAACAAUGGAAACAAGGGAGAAUACUAAGCUUGACCUAUCUCUGUAGAGAUGGUAAGAUUUCUUUCAUUGGUGAGCAGGGGAUUUAGUAUUGAGAUUCAAACUGGUCUAACAAUGCAUUCAGAUCAUAUUCACUUUGCUUUGUCUGUUUCCUGUUCGGCCGCUUCGUGUUGGCUCCUUUUGUAUCUUUCUCACCAGGUGUUUGUAAUAUCAACACUACAAUAAACAGCAUGACUGCUUUGGAUAAUCCUGAGCAAAACCAGCAUUAACAUGGCAGCUUAACCGUAUUCCCACUGCACUGUGGGAAAUCACUCAGUAUUUUUUUUGGAAACCUUUCAGUACAACGCUUCAAAAUAAUUGGCCGCAAUAUAAUGCGGCCUUCUCGCCUGUGUCUCUUUUGGUUCUCUGGUUGUUUUACGUGUUGAAAAAAGUAUAGGAUCUUGGUGUGAAGCAGACUCUGGAGGCUAUAAGGACAGCCUAUAAACAGCCUUGGAUAUUGAACUUUAAUACAGACAUGUCAUGACUGUAGCCACUAUGAAAAACCUGGAGCCAAAUGUUUUCUUCUCAGCGGUGUUGAUGCUUCUAUGCUAACAUGUGCCUUGCCAUAUUUUUGUUAUUUGUAAAAAAAAGCAAAGAAAAAAAAAUCACAUCUAUUCAGUUUAUGUAAUCCACUUUAGCCUCGUAGUUAUAGUAUAUAUAUCAUAAUAUAUGUUAUAAAAAACAGCCUUUGUCUACUGUUAAAUGCUUUUUCAUAAAUAUAUGUGUGCAAUGAUUACAAA
Eleginops maclovinus (Patagonian blennie) is the source of this 5943-nucleotide messenger RNA. RefSeq names its product aryl hydrocarbon receptor-like. Bases 372 to 3377 code for a protein of 1001 amino acids. Gene Ontology annotation, cellular component: aryl hydrocarbon receptor complex; nucleus. The transcript is spliced from 11 exons. Gene Ontology annotation, biological process: xenobiotic metabolic process; response to xenobiotic stimulus; regulation of transcription by RNA polymerase II. NCBI's taxonomy places the organism in Eukaryota, Metazoa, Chordata, Actinopteri, Perciformes, Eleginopidae. Gene Ontology annotation, molecular function: nuclear receptor activity; transcription cis-regulatory region binding; protein dimerization activity. The record is from RefSeq and is a predicted model, not a curated record.